Chelonus insularis is the source of this 1088-nucleotide messenger RNA. RefSeq lists its product as uncharacterized. The coding region runs from base 37 to 861 and encodes 274 amino acids. The record is from RefSeq and is a predicted model, not a curated record. NCBI's taxonomy places the organism in Eukaryota, Metazoa, Arthropoda, Insecta, Hymenoptera, Braconidae. The transcript is spliced from 3 exons.
GGAAAAGCAAAAGUGUAUUAAAGCUGGACAUUCAAGAUGGUGCAUCGUAUACUGAAACGUAUAAUUUGUUCAAGUAUUUCCAGUUUUAGUUGUAAAUUAGUUGGCAUUAUUGCACCAUUAAUCGUCCCUCCUCUUCAUAUUAUAUUUCUGUAUCAUUUUUGGAAAGAAUUUUCUCGUGAUGUCGACCGCCAGUAUUGUUCCUGUAGUUGCUGGGAUACAGUAUUUAAAGGCUCCUAUGAAUCAGGAGUUGCUUCUUACAAACAUAUGUACUUCAAUGCUACACCAAAUACUUUUAAAAUAUGGGCGAUUAUUGUGAUAGGAGUAAUUACCUUUUAUGAAACAUCUAAAUAUCUGACUUGGUUAGCAUUUCAAAAAUGUCUCCGACUAGGAAUGCUAAUUCUCUUUAUAAGUGCAAUUUUUUCUCAUUAUUAUUCAUGGUGGGUGUACAUUAAUUAUUGGAAUGAUGAUUUUUAUUCACAAUGGUACCACCAAAUGUUCUUUUCGAUUACUGAACUCAUCUCAACCAUCUUGGUUUUAAAUUUGGCUAAUCGUAAAAAUCCAAUUAGUCAUCGAAAAGCCCUUAGCAUCUCAAGUAUUGGAUUGUUACAUAUUUUUGCAGGAAGUUGGGACCAGUUUAUUCGAAACGUUUUCCGAGGUGAAGGAUACGCACAUCAGGUCAUUCGGGAUUUAGGAUUUAUGAUACCUGAUAUUUUACAUGUUUUUAUUCCACUUUGUUACGUAAAGUGGAAAAAUCCUGAUCUUCUUCCUGGAUCGGAUCCCAACUAUAAUACUAUUAAAAAAGAUUUAACAUAUAUGCUAGGAUUAAUAACUUUAGGCCUUGGAAUGUGUUCAAUACUUUAAUUAAACAAAAACGCGCAAAACAAUUUUUUAUUAAGAAUAAUGAAUAGAAUAAUUUUGAUAUUACUUUAAGUAACUUCAAAACAUUUUAAAAAAUAAUUAAAAAUAGAUUAGUUUACUUGAUAUUUGUUACAUAUAAUUAAACUUAAAAGACUUAUUGCAACAUAUGAUAGAAAUGAUAUACUCAUAUUCUGGACUGUUUUAUUAACGUUGAAUGAAACAUAUCAAUG